Messenger RNA from Ostrinia nubilalis (European corn borer), 1394 nucleotides. Its product is annotated as bromodomain-containing protein 8-like. Gene Ontology annotation, molecular function: protein binding. Lineage: Eukaryota; Metazoa; Arthropoda; Insecta; Lepidoptera; Crambidae. The transcript has 11 exons. Gene Ontology annotation, cellular component: NuA4 histone acetyltransferase complex. The record is from RefSeq and is a predicted model, not a curated record. Bases 6 to 1289 code for a protein of 427 amino acids.
AGCCGAUGUCAGUAGAGGCCAUGCCAGAAACCGUGAUACUGAACUCGGUGGAACCGGUGUCCCAUGAAGUCCCGAUAGAAGAGCCGUCGCCGCCCGAAGAGCCCGAGGUCAAGAUUGCCUUCCCCGAGGUCAAAUUCCCCACGCCUGAGAUCAAGGUCAUACAGGACGAGCAAAAGGUAAAAGAAGAAGUGAAAGAAAUAGAACCACCACCGCCGGAGCCCGAGGAGGCAGCAAACAAUGAAGACGCGGAGGAGGAAUCGCAGCCCGUCGACGUCGAAAGCGUGGAACCGCCCGAAGAGAUAGCCCCGCCCCCUGAAGAGCCAGAGGCCACGCCCCCCGUUACCGAAGCCCCGCCCCCCGCGGAAACCAUUCCGCUGCCCACAGAACCGCCAGUCGAAGAGUCGCAGGAAAGCAAGGAGGAAGAAACGGUCGCAGAACCGCCGCCGCCGCCGGAGCCAGAGGCCGAACAAAUCAUAGAAGAAGAAAUAGAAGUCUCAAGCAACGUAGAAGAACCCAUUCUAGAAGAAAUCAAGCAGGAACAAAGCACAGAAGAGAGUACCCAAGAAGAUGACAAGAAAGACGAAGAUGCUGAGGAUUCAAUACCAUUGAAAGAGAUGAUGCGCGAAGAGGCCGCAUCUGUCGCGCAAGAGAGAGAAAGAGACGCAGAGACAAAAACAGAGAGAGCAGAGACCGAAGAUACGCACACGGAAACCGAUGAUGAUACUCCGAUGGAGCUGAGUCGAGAAGAAGAAAAAGAUGGGAAGAAGAAAAGAGAUUAUUCGCGGAAGAAGAAGUCCGAUUCAAGAACAUGUUCCGGGUCGGAGAGCGCGGCAGAAGCGAGCGCGCCGGAUUCCCCGUCAGCAAGCGACGCCGAACGGCAGCAUCGGCUGUGGAAGAAGUCUGUCAUGCUGGUCUACAGCAGACUAUGUGCCCACAAGUAUGCUUCGCUAUUCUUGAGGCCCAUCAGCGAUGAGGAGGCGCCCGGUUAUAGUACCGUCGUCAAGAGGCCCAUGGACCUUACAGCUAUUCGAAGGAACAUUGAGAAUGGCGUCAUCAGAACGACGGCGGAGUUCCAACGCGACGUGCUUCUGAUGCUGUCCAAUGCGCUCAUGUAUAACAGCAGCGAACACAGCGUGUAUUGCAUGGCCAAGGAGAUGCACGAAGAGGCUGCAGGCCAGCUGGGCAUGUUGUUGGCGGCGCAGGCACACGCGGGCCUGAGCGCCGCGCCGCUCGCUCGCCGCAAGCGCCGCCGCGAACAUUCGCCGCACGCGCCGCACAAGCGACACUAGCGGAGAAUAGCUUAGCGUAUAACUGAGACUUGCUAUAUUGUAACGUGACGUAACAGCGUCACGACAUUUGACAUAACUUUUAAGAAUAAACUAAUUUGAAAUGAA